AGACGCUGAUCGCUGAUGCAGUUGAUUUAGUUUCCAAGCAUCAGGGACUUUUCGUGAAAUAUGAACAGAAAUCUAUUACGUUAAAAUGAGGGAGGACAAACCCAGCCUGCUGCUCCCCUUCCACACUGAGCCCAAACAAGAGUCCCUGGAGUCCCUGGAUUGUGAAAUUGAAGCUCAGGGGUCAUUGGUGGAUUCAGAGAUGACAUCCGUUAAGCUGGAAGACAAAAGUCAAACGCUGGGAAUGAAUGUUACAAUUAAAGAUGAAGAUGAUGAUGAAGAGGAGGAGGAGAAGGCUGGCGUUAUCAUUAAAAACGAAGAGGGGCAUUUACUUAAUCAAGAUGGGAUUCCUAAAGAGGAGACACUUGGAGAGAAACAACAAGAAGACUACAAUCAUAAGAAGUCUCACCACUGUCCCCAUUGUGAAGAACAUUUCUCAUCUCUAUCACUUUUCAAAAGACAUGUUAACAUACAUACUGGUGAGAAACCUUACUCCUGUUCUGACUGUGGGAAGGUUUACAUUAGAUCAUCUGCACUUACUAGACAUCAGAGAGUGCACACAGGGGAGAUGCCCUUCUCCUGUUCUGACUGCGGGAAGAGUUUUUCUCACUUAAGUAGUCUUAAAUCUCACCAGCGCAUACAUACAGGAAAAAAACCAUACUUGUGUUCAGACUGUGGGAAGUGUUUUAUUACAUCAUCUGAACUUACUACACAUCAGAGAGUGCACACAGGUGAGAAGCCUUACUCCUGUUCUGACUGUGGGAGGCAUUUCUCUCAAAUAAGUCACCUUAAAGCUCACCAGCGUAUACAUACUGGUAAGAGACCUUACUUGUGUUCAGACUGUGGGAAGUGUUUCAUUACAUCAUCUGAACUUACUACACAUCAGAGAGUGCACACAGGUGAGAAGCCUUACUCCUGUUCUGACUGUGGGAAGUGUUUCUCUCAAUCAGGUAGCCUUGUAGCUCACCAGCGCAUGCAUACUGGAGAGAAACCUUACUCAUGUUCAGACUGUGGGAAGUGUUUCAUUACAUUAGCUGAACUUACUAGACAUCAGAGAGUUCACACAGGUGAGAAGCCUUACUCCUGUUCUGACUGUGGGAAGUGUUUUUUUUCUUUAUCUGAACUUACUAAACAUCAGAGAGUACACACAGGUGAGAAGCCCUAUUCCUGUUCAGACUGUGGAAAGUGUUUCACUAGAUCAUCUGAUUUUACUAGACAUCAGAGAGUGCACACAGGUGAGAAACCUUACUCCUGUUCUGACUGUGGAAAGUGUUUCACUAGAUCAUCUGAUCUUACUAGACAUCAGAGAGUGCAUGCAGGUGAGAAGACUUCCUCCUAUUCUGACUGUGGGAAGAGUUUCUCUCAAUUAGCUGUCCUUAAAGCUCACCAGUACAUAGUUAGGGCUGGACAUAUUUGGACACUGACCCAAUUUUCAUAAUUUUGUCUCUGCACGUCACCAAUGGAU
Molecule: messenger RNA, 1462 nt
Organism: Esox lucius (northern pike)
Lineage: Eukaryota; Metazoa; Chordata; Actinopteri; Esociformes; Esocidae
Product: zinc finger protein 501-like
Exons: 3
Coding region: 86-1435 (449 amino acids)
Source: RefSeq, a predicted model, not a curated record